This is a messenger RNA of Gigantopelta aegis, 2565 nucleotides long. RefSeq lists its product as uncharacterized. The record is from RefSeq and is a predicted model, not a curated record. The coding region runs from base 312 to 851 and encodes 179 amino acids. The transcript is spliced from 5 exons. NCBI's taxonomy places the organism in Eukaryota, Metazoa, Mollusca, Gastropoda, Neomphalida, Peltospiridae.
GUCAGUUCUAUUAAUAGAUAUUAUUACACUAGAUUUCGUCAGCAAUACAAAUCAUUUUCUAAAUAAGGAUUUGUUUUCUGAUUGCUUGUGCAAGCGACAGGUAAUGUUGUGUAAUUGGGUAAUGUUGUCUAUUUAAGUAAGGUAAAACGAUGUUUAAAACGCAAAACAAUAAGAGGGGUUUCCAGUAGGUAAAUAUUGGCGGAGAUAAUAACUAUUAUAUAAGAAGAUAUAUCGAUAGUGCAAGGCGCACAUUAAGUCAAUACUUUUCUGCGUUCGUUUCGGAUUAAUAUAACGAGAGACCACCGGAAAACAUGGAUUCGCAACAUAACUUAUCAGAGAUGAUUGGGACCAGCGUCUUUCCAGAUUCGAAGAAAUCACAGUUCGUUUUGGUGACAACAUUUACUAAUCAGCACCUGUCAGCGCAAACCACCCCCCUAGGGCCGACACUGACAUUACAGACCGGUACAGACAAACUGCAUCAAGAAACGUUUCUUUUGAGAACUGAACGGGUAUUACUACACAACGCUGACGUCACUUCACUCCUGUUAGUUUCAUUAGAAAAGAAAAUUAAUCAAGUGACCUAUUACGUCACAGUCCAGGAGACGACCGAGGAAAUUAAACUUCAGCAAUUUCCAGAGCGACCCGAUCCAGCACACCCAGACGGAAGGUUGUUUAUCCUGGAGAUGGCAAACACGUAUUGCUUUCUACAGUCUUGGAAACGCAGAGGAUUGUACGUAAAGGACAACAAAUCAACAAUUACCAUACAAAAACGAGUUGAUCGGAAGCAAUUUCUAUUCGACUUCCUUCCGCUCCGUGUUGAGAAUGACUGCAUCAAAAACCCGGAAACGUAACAUGCUUUGUUGCAAUUUUGAUUUCAGUAUUAUCAUGAACAUAUUAAGAAGCGACCCGCUUUGGAAUGUUCAUACAGCAAACACUUUUUUGUAACCCGAUAAGGACUGGAUACAUCAGAUAAACGACAUCGAAGAAUGACGUAUUAUGUGAAGUGUAUCAUGCUAUGAUUUAUAAUUAUGCUAGAUAUUACAUCUUUAAUUAGGUGGCUUUGGAUACACAUUUCGAACUAAGGGUAUUUUGAACGACACCUCUACACAACCAACGAUGUUGAUUCUGUGAACUGAUACACGAUUUCAGUAUAGCAAUAAAUGUACAGGACAAAUUACUUUUUGAAAGAUCUGAAGCAGUAAAAUUAACUGUGUGACGAAACAGUAAAAUUAACUGUGUGACGAAACGGUAAAAUUAACUGUGUGACGAAACAGUACAAUUAACUGUGUGACGAAACAGUACAAUUAACUGACGAAACUGCAAUUAACUGUGACGAAACAGUGAAAUUAACUGUGUGACGAAACAGUGAAAUUAACUGUGUGACGAAACAGUAAACUUAACUGUGUGACGAAACAGUGAAAUUAACUGACGAAACAGUGAAAUUAACUGUGAUGAAACAGUAAAAUUAACUGUGUGACGAAACAGUAAAAUUAACUGUGACGAAACGGUGCAAUUAACUGACGAAACAGUAAAAUUAACUGUGUGACGAAACAGUGAAAUUAACUGUGACGAAACUGAAAUUAACUUUGACGAAACAGUAAAGUUAUCUGUGUGACGAAACAGUGAAAUUAACUGUGACGAAACUGAAAUUAAUUGUGUGACGAAACAGUGAAAUCAACUGUCACGAAACAGUAAAAUUAACUGUUUGACGAAACCGUGAAAUUAACUGACGAAACAGUAAAAUUAACUGUGACGAAAUAGUGAAAUUAGCUGUGACGAAACUGUGAAAUUAACUGUGUGACGAAACAGUAAAAUUAACUGUGUGACGAAACAGUAAAAUUAACUGUGUACCGAAACAGUAAAAUAUGUUGCUUGAUGGAGAGUAAUGAGUUCUCCGCUGCUCGAUCAAGUAGAAAUGGAAAGGAAAUGCAACUGGGAUUGUUUGGGAGAGAAGAUCGUCGAUAAAAAAUUAAAAUAUUAGACGCGGUUUGUGAAAUUGACAUGAUUCAGCGUCAUUGCAAUUCACAUCGUUGAAUGCUAUUAAGAAUCGAUUGUGUAGCAAAUGCAAUCAUAUUUAACAUUUGUUAUAUAACUCACAGUUUGUGCAUAAUAAAUAAAUUAUAACAUUCGCUGGAGUGCGAAGGAAAAUAUUUAAAAGAAAUAGCAAAAAUGAGAUUAUGUGCACAUAAAUUAAAUAUCGAAUCUGGUAGAUACAGGAACAUUAAUAGAGAGGAAAGAGUAUGUGCACUUUGCAACAGUAAUGAGAUAGAAGAUGAGUUUCAUUUUAUAUUGCAAUGUCCACAAUAUUACGACCUAAGAAAAAAGUAUAUAAAAAGUUAUUACUAUAUGCGGCCCAGUGUUUUUAAACGUUCACAACUUUUAACCACUGGAAAUAAUAAAGACCGUAACAAUCUUGGGAAAUACCUAAUAACGGCAAAUAUAAUAAAGAAUUCUUUAAUUAAUUAAUAGAAUAAAAAAAAUAGUGUAAUUUUAUAGUAAUUUAAUGAAUAGUGAAAUAUAAUUAUUGUUAUUUAUAAGUAUGUAUUGAUCAUUUAAAUAUUUUAA